Molecule: messenger RNA, 1560 nt
Organism: Hordeum vulgare subsp. vulgare (domesticated barley)
Lineage: Eukaryota; Viridiplantae; Streptophyta; Magnoliopsida; Poales; Poaceae
Product: peroxidase 5-like
Exons: 4
Coding region: 286-1278 (330 amino acids)
Biological process (GO): response to oxidative stress; hydrogen peroxide catabolic process
Molecular function (GO): heme binding; peroxidase activity
Source: RefSeq, a predicted model, not a curated record
CGGCUCACCCGCCUGCCUACAAAACCCGGCUCCGCUCCCACCUGGACUCGCACCGAUUUCUCCUCCCUCCUCUCCAUCCUUAACCAGGAAGAUAUCAUCGGCGUCGGCAUCGCGUAGAUAGAUAGAUAGCGCCACCGGAAAGUUGCUUUUGCUGCUGCUGCUAUAUAUCUCUUGCGGCCUGUGGCAUCGUGGAGGAGGAUCAAUUGCCGCUGGCUUAAGGAAGGAAGAGCUGAAUUGGUUAUCCGGCGAGUCAUCCAGGGAGCUAGGCCAAGGAUAUAUACGUACAUGGAGGCGCCGGCGGCCAGAGGAGGAGGAGCGGUGGCGUCCGUGGUGGUGGUGGUGGUGGUGAUGGCGAUGGCGGCGGCGACGGCGCGGGCGCAGCUGCAGGUCGGGUACUACGACACGCUGUGCCCGGCGGCGGAGAUCAUCGUGCAGCAGGAGGUCAGCAAGGGGGUGUCCGGCAGCCCCGGCACCGCCGCCGGCCUCCUCCGGCUCCACUUCCACGACUGCUUCGUCAGGGGUUGCGACGGGUCGGUGCUGGUGGACUCGACGGCGGGGAACCAGGCGGAGAAGGACGCGCCGCCCAACUCGAGCCUGCGGGGGUUCGAGGUGAUCGACGCGGCCAAGACGCGGCUGGAGCAGGCCUGCUACGGCGUCGUCUCCUGCGCCGACGUGCUCGCCUUCGCCGCCAGAGACGCCCUCGCCCUGGUUGGCGGCAACUCGUACCAGGUGCCGGCGGGCCGACGAGACGGCAACGUCUCGGUGGCCGGGGAGACCAACGGGAACCUGCCGCCGCCGACCGCCAACGUGAACCAGCUCAACCAGAUCUUCGGCUCCAAAGGCCUCACCCAGGCCCAGAUGGUCGCGCUCUCAGGGGCGCACACGGUGGGGAUGGCGCAGUGCAGCUCCUUCAGCAGCCGGCUCUACUCGUACGGGACCAGCGGCGGGAAGGACCCCAGCAUGGACCCGACCUACCUGGCCACGCUCAGCACGCAGUGCCCGCAGUCCGGAGCCAGCCAGCCCGUCGCCAUGGACCCCGUCACCCCCAACACCUUCGACACCAACUACUACGCCAACGUCGCCGCCAACCGCGGCCUGCUCGCCUCCGACCAGGCGCUGCUCGCCGACAACAGCACCGCCGCCCAGGUCCUCGGCUACACCACCAACCCCGGCACCUUCCAGACCGACUUCGCCAACGCCAUGGUCGCCAUGGGCGCCAUCGGCGUGCUCACCGGCAACACCGGCACCAUCAGGACAAACUGCAGGGUCGUCGGCUGAUCGAUCGAGCGUGUGAUUGAACUGAAUUGUACUAUGGAGUAGAUAGGUAUAGUGUACUGUAAACUGUUUGGUCGAUCUGUACUCGCUAGCUCUUAGCUUAGCUUAGCCCCACCGUCCUCUCUCUUUUCUCCUUGAUCUUGCAUACUGUACUUUCUUUCACUGCUUGUGUUCCCUUAGCCUCUGUAUGUAUUAUCUAGUUGGAACUGUAUGUAAUGACAUGAUCACAUGAUUGGGUUGGGUACCAAUGUACCCAUGGUGCUUAAUAAAAAGCUACUACAGACA